Penaeus monodon (black tiger shrimp) is the source of this 388-nucleotide messenger RNA. RefSeq names its product coiled-coil domain-containing protein 93-like. Gene Ontology annotation, biological process: Golgi to plasma membrane transport. The transcript has 3 exons. The coding region runs from base 75 to 380 and encodes 101 amino acids. The record is from RefSeq and is a predicted model, not a curated record. NCBI's taxonomy places the organism in Eukaryota, Metazoa, Arthropoda, Malacostraca, Decapoda, Penaeidae.
CUGCUCUUCAGUGGAAUCUUACUAUUGGACAGAAAAUAGCUCUGACUGAAAGAAUUGUUAGAGUUGUGCAGUCUAUGAAAUGUCCACAUCAGCUAGAGCCUCACCAGAUUCAGGGUCUUGAUGCUAUACACAUCUUUCCAGUCAUACAGUGGCUUGUUAAAAAAGCUUUGGAAACCAGAGAGGAAUUUGUCGAUGAAACAAGGAACUUUACAAACUUCCUGUUUCACUCUUACUAUUCCACACCGCAACAAGAAAAAAUCAAGGAAUCAUGGCCAACUGUAUCCAAGACCAUAUCUGAAGUACAGGUUUGCUUUGUAGCCAAGUUUUGUAUGGUCUCCAGUUUCCCAACUUACAGAUUCCCUGCUUUAUUGUGUAGUUAAUAAUGAAG